Gastrolobium bilobum is the source of this 1379-nucleotide messenger RNA. RefSeq names its product pentatricopeptide repeat-containing protein At1g31790. NCBI's taxonomy places the organism in Eukaryota, Viridiplantae, Streptophyta, Magnoliopsida, Fabales, Fabaceae. The transcript has a single exon. Bases 1 to 1326 code for a protein of 441 amino acids. Gene Ontology annotation, molecular function: RNA binding; protein binding. Gene Ontology annotation, biological process: RNA modification. The record is from RefSeq and is a predicted model, not a curated record.
AUGGAACUCAUGGUUGCUCCGACGCCAACAGCCACCACUCCCUCCUAUGUAUUCUUCGACGACAAGUUGGAUGCAAAGAACAACAACAACAUCAGCAGCAGCUCAAGUACUUGUCCUUCUCCCAACCACCAUCUUGAGCUUCGAUUACCACAGCGCAACCCUAAACUCAAUCUAUCUCUCUUUCACAACUUACCUUAUCACAUUUCUUCACAACCCCUCCAAACCCUUACACCUCUAACUACUAUUUUGAGGAAGAAGAACAAUAACAAUAAGAAGAAAAGAAAAGGGGCUACAACCUUAGACAUCUUGCGCCUGAUGAAUUCUCUGUCAUUUCCCAUACCCAUUGACAUCUAUACCUCUUUGAUAAAAGAGUGCACUGUUUCUGGGGACCCAGAAACUGCCAUUGAGUUGCAUGCCCACAUCACCCGCAGUGGCAUCAAACCUCCCUUGCCAUUGCUCAAUCGGAUUCUCAUUAUGUUUGUGUCGUGCGGUCUGUUGGAGAGUGCACGCAAUCUGUUUGACUCAAUGACUGUGAGGGACUUCAACUCUUGGGCAAUCUUAUUUGUUGCUUAUUAUGAUAUUGCUGAUUAUGAGGAGGCCAUAGGUGUUUUUGUCAGCAUGCUAGGCCAAUUGGGUAUGUUGGAUUUUCCUCCAUGGAUCUGGGCUUGCCUUCUCAAGGCAUGUGCCUGCACUGUGAAUAUCUCCCUAGGAAUGCAAGUUCAUGGAUGGUUAUUAAAGUUGGGAAUUUAUGACCAUGUGCUUCUCAGUAGCUCCUUGAUCAGCUUUUAUGGGAGAUUGAAGUGCUUGGAAGAUGCAAACGUUGUCUUUGAUCAAGUGUCACGACAUAACACCUUGACUUGGACUGCUAAAAUGAUCAGUGAUUGCAGGGAAAGACAUUUCUCUGAGGUUCUUGGUGACUUCAAGGAGAUGGGGAGGCAAGGGAUAAAAAAGGACAGCUUUACGUUUUCCAGUGUUCUCAAGGCAUGUGGAAAGAUGCUGGAUCAUGAACGAUGUGGUGAACAGGUCCAUGCUGAUGCCGUCAAACUUGGGCUGGUCUCGGAUGAUUAUGUGCAGUGUAGUUUGAUAGCCAUGUAUGGAAGAAGUGGGUUACUGAGAGAUGCAAAACAGAUGUUUGAGAUGACCCAGAAUGAAAGAAAAGUUGAUUGUUGGAAUGCCAUGCUUAUGGGUUACAUACAGAAUGGUUUAUACUUUGAAGCUGUCAAGUUUCUGUAUCAGAUGAAAGCAGCUGGAAUGCAACCCCAAGAAUCUCUGCUUAAUAAAGUAAGAAUUGCUUGUGGUAGUAUUACCUACUCAAGCAUGAACUAACUAGGAAAUAGAUUGUACAUAGACAGUUAAAAUGUUGAAUGGAAACUUUUCUU